AUGAAUCAACAACUAGAAGAGAUACGAAAGACGCCACCGGCGCAGACAGACCCGCAAUUCAACGACACGGUGGAGCUGCUGAAUCGGCACGUGGCCCAAAGCACGGAGCCCGAAACAGCGGUGCUUGCCGCUACGAUUCUGGGAGAAUUGGGGGUGCCUGUGACGGUUCAGAUGAACGACAAGCAGCUUGAAACCGUCUCUAGACGUCUCUACGAACAACUCAGAGAUCUUUUCACGUCGUCAGGUGCUAAGGAUAGGAAAGAGCGUUUCAAAAACGUCGCAGGUUUCUCCCUAUCGACAGAGGACGAAGCAAAGUACUCGAAAGCAUCCACGGGAGCGCUCAUCCAGCUGAUCCACCUGUCGGGCGCAUCCAAACAGCUGGCGCAAACGUACAUCUCGUUCAUUUUCCCAGCAGUGCUCAAUCUGUGCGACUACCAUGAGCCCAGCGUCAAAAUCACAGGCGCCCAAUGCGUCCUGGCCCUGUGCAACCCUGACGGCAGCUACAGAGCCCUUGUGCGUCAGAUGAGACUGACACAAGUAUUCUGGGAUGCGCUACAACCGCAUUUGUCGUUCCUACCGCCGUCAACUGAAGAAACUGUCGCGGCACCACUGCAACAAGUCACAUACGAGGCUCUCACGCCCUUGUACCUGAUGAUGAGACAGGGCACGCCAGCAGAACCCACUUUGAAAGACCUGACUCUUUUGGAUGAGCUCCUUCAACAGGUUGUCAGAGGACUGGAUCUGUCAUACAUCAGAACCGUAAAGACUCUUCUACACGCCCUAGACGGCAUAGUUGAUCUGUUUGGAAAGUACGCUGCAUCUUAUGUCGAGGAGCUCGUGGUAGCAUGGACCCCAAUCAUGGAGGAUCCGUUUGCGACGGCAGAUCUGUCUCUGUUGGAGACUUGCGGCAACACCAUAUUGCAUUUUUUGAAGACUGUCUCCGUUGCUACUGUCAAACGGCAUGCAUUGGAGGUUGCUAGAAUCACAGCUAUCGCUCUAGCAAAUGUGCGCAAAGAAGAAAAGGGCAAGCGGGAGAGUGCCGAGAGUGUCAUGAUGGACGUUUUUGACAAGCUGGUGGCUGUUCGGCCUGACAUUGUUGCCAUUAGGGACUUUUCUUGA
Messenger RNA from Yarrowia lipolytica CLIB122, 1119 nucleotides. RefSeq lists its product as uncharacterized. Lineage: Eukaryota; Fungi; Ascomycota; Dipodascomycetes; Dipodascales. The record is from RefSeq and is a predicted model, not a curated record. Gene Ontology annotation, cellular component: TTT Hsp90 cochaperone complex; cytosol; nucleus.